Molecule: messenger RNA, 1413 nt
Organism: Rosa rugosa (rugosa rose)
Lineage: Eukaryota; Viridiplantae; Streptophyta; Magnoliopsida; Rosales; Rosaceae
Exons: 9
Coding region: 11-1351 (446 amino acids)
Source: RefSeq, a predicted model, not a curated record
AAAUCAUGCAAUGCUGCUAGGAGCUCAGUUUUGUUCAGAUUCAUUCUCUUCAAUUUCUCUUGAUGCAUUUAGCAAAAACGUUUCUUAUUCAUUUUAUGCAAGAAUUGAGCUCAUUGGCCCCCUGGAAGUUCAAGGAAAGUUUGGAACUUUACAAAGGAAACAAAUCACUCUUGUAGAUGAUGACGGUGCCAAGUUACAAUUUCUACUGUGGGGUGACCAGGUUGUCCUGGCAAAUCUUUUCAGUGAGGGAAGUAUGCUUGCACUGGAUGAACCAUAUAUUUCAAGGUCCGCAGACACUGCAGCUGAAACAAGUGCUGAAGUUUCCCUUGAAUUUGGUAGUGCAACACAAUUGUUUUUGGUGCCUUUUGUUCAACACAAGGAACAAGUGUGUGUAUCACUGACACCAAAUCGCCAUCAAGGAUCAAGACUGCUAAGCACAUUAGAUCCCAGUCAGAGUACACAAGUUUCUCAAGUUUCCUUGCCCUGUGAUUCACACGGGUCUAUUGAGUUUAGUAGUUAUCCUUUUCAAUCCUUCAUUACCGAUCUUCGUAACAUGAUGACAGGCGUCAGCCUUUACGGUGUUGUUACAAGUAUCAUCAAAGAAAGAUGUACCACAGAAGCUAUCUUCUCAUUGCAAAUUGAAGAUACCACUGGAACAAUUUGGACUAAAUUACAUUUUGUGAAAUAUUGGUCACUGGGAAGAUUAAGCCUUGGCCACACCGUCUACAUAUCAGGUCUGACAUGCUCUAUGAAAAAGCGGAAGGGGUUCCAGCUAAAUAGAUGCAACGACAGCCUAGAAGCAAUAUGGUCCGAGAAUACUCGUGGAGCUUCUUUCUUCAACCUCAGUAGCUUGCCAGCGCUGCUAAAUUCAUCUUGUCUUCAUAAACUAACAAAGCUCUCUGAUCUUUCCAGCCAGACUAGCUGUACUCAGAUAGUUCACAUUCAGCUUGAAAUGGUUCAAUUUCAUCUCAGUACAAGGUUGUCACAUGCCGUAUGUGGUCAUUUUGUUACUGAGCAACCCAUGGGAGUUUCUAAAUGCAGCUUCUGUAAUGAGAAUUGUGAUGAAGUAAUUCGCACUUUCCACCUGAAAAUGACUCUUGCUGACAAGAGUGGGAAAGUUUUUGCAUGGUGUACUGGUCAUACUGCUACAGAGAUCCUGCAAAUAUCUCCUGAUGAAUUCUUUGAACUACCUGAGGAAGAACAAGUUAUGUAUCCCGCUUCAUUAGAUAAUGAGAGGUUCAUGGUUGCAAUUGUUAACUGCAAAAGGCAAGGUUCUGGACCUGGUGAUGCUCUGGUGCUAGCAACUGAGGGAAUCUCAUGGGAGAUUACUCGUGCACUGAAGUGCGAUUAAUGUUUCGCUUGCAAACGAGUAGGGGGAGUUGAACUUAGGGACCUCUACUAAUAUUUUGUUGG